UAUGGUAACAUAUGUGUCCAAUCGUAGCUAAUUCAGCUGUGAUGCAAACCCAAUGUCAACAGACACAGAUAGUGAAGAUAUCGAACUAUUUAACAUGACCUCGGAAAAGCGUCCGCUAGUACCAGAAGGAAGUGUCGUUUAUGAGACAGUCGACUCCACAACGCACGUGCAGAAUGGGCACACCCCUGGAGAGACCCCGGGGACACCAAAGUUUAUCUAUAUCCUGUCUUUUUUUGCUGCCAUUGGAGGGUUUUUGUUUGGAUAUGAUACAGGUGUUGUGUCGGGAGCCAUGCUUCUCCUUCAGCCGGAGUUUAAGCUUGACUCUGUGUGGGAGGAGAUGGUCGUGAGUGCCACUAUUUUGUUUGCCUGUAUCUUCGCCUUGGUAGGCGGGCCUCUAAACGACAGGUUUGGUAGAAAAGCAGUAACCGUGACAGCCAGUCUCGUUUUUACUGGUGGAGCCGUGCUGCUUGGUGUCGCACAGAACAAGAUUAUGUUAUUGAUCGGGAGAAGUAUUUUGGGGGUUGGAAUUGGGCUGGCAUCCAUGACUGUCCCAGUGUAUAUAGCAGAGUGUGCCCCAAUCCAUCAACGUGGUCGACUUGUUACUAUAAAUAACCUCUUCAUCACCGGCGGUCAGUUUGUGGCCAGUGUUCUGGACGGAGCAUUCAGUUACGACAAGAAAAAUGGCUGGAGAUGGAUGCUGGGAUUGGCAGCUGUACCAUCUGCAAUUCAGUUCAUAGGCUUUCUUUUUCUACCAGAAAGUCCAAGAUGGUUGAUAAAACAAGGCAGGAUAAAUGAGGGUCGUGAAGUUUUACAGAAAUGUCGCGGAACAAUAGAUGUAGAGGAGGAGCUAAAUGCUGUCAGAGAAUCGUGUGAGGAGAACAGGAGGAUGAUGGACGACGCAGGAAGUGAGAACGUCUUCCUGAAGAUCCUGCGGACUCCAGCGGUCAGACGAGCCGUCCUGGUGGGGAGUGGACUACAGCUCAUACAACAAGUCAGUGGAAUCAACACCGUCAUGUAUUAUAGUGCCACUAUAAUUAAGAUGACUGGCGUACGUGACACGAGCCUUGCGAUCUGGUUGGCUGCGGUGACGGCGGGGGUUAAUUUUAUCUUCACAAUCCUUGGAGUCUGGUUGGUGGAGAGAAUUGGUCGAAGACCUCUGAUACUGGGCAGUCUACUGGGUGUGUUAGUUAGCCUGGUGGUGCUAGCUGUAGGGUUUCAGUUAGCUGCCUUCCAUUCACCACCUGUGACCUUCACUGAGUCCAAUGGUUCCUGCUCAUCUUACAGUUGGUGUGAAGACUGCACAGAAAAUAAGCAUUGUGGAUUUUGUUACGUUGAACUCGGGAAAUCCAGGGUAAAUGGGUCAUGUGUUGCUGUGGCGACCAACCUUACAGAUGGGGCAGCGUGGGGUCGUUGUGACUCAGACUCUCUACCCCCCAAUCUUGUAUGGGCCAGUGAUUACUGCCCCACAGACUACUCGUGGAUGGGACUCCUGGGUUUAGUCUUGUACCUCAUGUUUUUUGCCCCUGGAAUGGGUCCAAUGCCGUGGACUAUAAACUCAGAAAUUUAUCCUUUGUGGGCCAGAAGUAUGGGAAAUGCAAUCUCCACGGCAACCAACUGGAUUUUCAAUUUGGCGGUCGCUAUGACUUUCCUAACACUGACAGAGAGUAUAACUAAGUAUGGCACUUACUGGUUGUUUGUGGGGAUUGUUUUCUGUGGAUUCCUGUUUAUUGUGGCAGCUUUACCAGAGACUAAAGGUAAAAGUCUAGAGGAAGUAGAGACUCUGUUCCAGGGAUCCGUGUGUCCGGGCUUCUCCAGGAAAUUACACAAAACACAGAAUUCCACGUAACACGAAACCAGACGCUUCUCCAAGAAAUCACACAAAACACAGAAUUUGACGUAACGUAGAACCAGACCCUUCUCCAAGAAAUCACACAAAACACAGAAUUUGAUGUAACACGGAACCAGAUGCUUCUCCAAGAAAUCACACAAAACUCAGAAUUCCAGGUAACAUGGAACCAGACACUUCUCCAAGAAAUCACACAAAACACAGAAUUCCACGUAACACAGAACCAGGCCAUGCUCCAAGAAAUCACACAAAACACAGAAUUCGAUGUAACACAGAACCAGGCCCUUCUCCAAGAAAUCACACAAAACAUAGAAUUCCACGUAACAUGGAGAGGGAACUAGGCAUUCAAACAUAAAAGUUGGAACCAGUUUAAUGUAAUAAAAAUCUGCUGGACUUGGUGAUAUUCUGGUGUACAAUGAGUAAUGCUCAGUGCUUAAUUCAGAUCUCAGAGAUGUAGUUGUAACGUGCAAUAACUACUUAACAUAUUGUAUACACAAUGCCAUUAUUCUAUAUUCUAUGCAUUCCAUGUGCCUCAUCUCUUCAGAGCUGGGGAGUAACUAUUUUACCACUGUCUUUCUGUGAGAGAUAUUUUGUGUCAUACAUUUUUUAAAAUGCAUUUUCUCAUUAUUUUAGAUGUGAUAAUUUUAGUUAAUUUAUUAAUGUUUUUAUGUAUAGCUGAUAUUUGAGAUAAAAGGUACAAUACUGAUUUUUCUGUGAACAGGUAAAUAAUAUGUUCAGCUAGUAGAUACCCGGUAUAUAAUUCUGCUAGAUACUGUAAAUUUACUUAAUUCAUUAACAGUGAUCAUAUUUAAUUAGGACCUUUCUGUGUUGCUUAUUGUCCACUAGUUCAAGUACAUGCUAGUAUAUAAUUAACACAAAGACGCAAAAGGUUGGCUCAAAAUGCAUGAAAUUAAGAUUAAUACACUAGUCCGUUGAUGAGAAAGACUGCACUAUAAAUUUGAGUGUGCUAAUUUCUGUAAGUUUACAGUAUCAUGCUACUUUCACUUUCUAUAUGCCAUGUAAAAAUUUCAUGUGCCUUUAUUAUUAUGCCCCCACUUGAAAAGCUGGGAUAUAUAGUGAUGGGGGGG
Molecule: messenger RNA, 2934 nt
Organism: Saccostrea echinata
Lineage: Eukaryota; Metazoa; Mollusca; Bivalvia; Ostreida; Ostreidae
Product: proton myo-inositol cotransporter-like
Exons: 9
Coding region: 53-1846 (597 amino acids)
Biological process (GO): transmembrane transport
Cellular component (GO): membrane
Molecular function (GO): myo-inositol:proton symporter activity
Source: RefSeq, a predicted model, not a curated record